AUGCUUCAUAAUAAGUCUGAGUCAUUCGCACCUUCUAUUGGAAAUGAAUUGACUAGAAAUUUUAAAAAUCUUGGUGAACCUGUGUAUGUAAAUGUAUAUCAUUUGCAUUGGCCUAAUGGUUUAAAAAUGGGUGCUUAUCAUACUGGAACCGUAGUAUACGAUAGAGAAUUCGGUUUUGGUGGACAUCCAUUUGCAAGUAGUGGUAUCUUCCAGACUACACCAAUGGAUAUUGAUAGUUUAGGUGAAGAAAUUUCAUUCAAAGAAAGAUUAUAUAUGGGUCGGACGUACUUAUCGAAAAAAGCUGUAGAACGUUUACUUGCUAGUUUAGCUGAUGAAUUCCGUGGUGACGCUUACCAUUUAUUACAUUUCAAUUGUAAUCAUUUCACUUCACAGUUUGUUGAUCUGUUAUGUCACGGUGUUUUACCUAAAUGGAUUAAUCGAUUAGCUCGUAUUGUAUCUGGAUUACCAUUUAUUGAAACUUUUCUACCACCUCACUGGAUUCGACCAAGUUUAAUGUAUGACUGUGAAUUCGAUGAUUUAAGUAAUGAUGAUGAGGAAGAAAGAACAAUAGAAGAUAUCAAUCAGAAUGAUCAAAAUACACAGUUGGUUAAUGGAAAUACUAAUAAUAACAAUAAUAACCAGAUUGCUUGUUACAAAAACGAAGAUGAAGAUCUCUCCAUGACAAAGUCAUUUACUGAGAAACCAUGUUUUCAAUUUGUUCAUUCUACAUCUACAAACAAUGGUCAUGUUCCGUAUAGAACUACUAAUAGUAUAGUCGAUAGUGAUGAAACGUCUAUUGACCAUUCGGAUAAUCAUCACCAUGACUCGUCACUAUUUCAACUAAGGAUGGUUUAG
Messenger RNA from Schistosoma spindalis, 855 nucleotides. The record is from the annotation of a GenBank genome assembly. Lineage: Eukaryota; Metazoa; Platyhelminthes; Trematoda; Strigeidida; Schistosomatidae.